This is a messenger RNA of Anopheles coustani, 456 nucleotides long. RefSeq lists its product as uncharacterized. NCBI's taxonomy places the organism in Eukaryota, Metazoa, Arthropoda, Insecta, Diptera, Culicidae. The transcript is spliced from 2 exons. The record is from RefSeq and is a predicted model, not a curated record. The coding region runs from base 1 to 456 and encodes 151 amino acids.
AUGAAAGCUUUUGUCACCACAUUCCUCGCCACUUUGUUGAUCACAACCUGUUGUGCGCACUCCACACCAACCGCACUUUUUACACCAUACGUUCCCGUGCAUCCCCUCGAUGAAGGAUACUUUCCGGUGCCGAGGUUCUUCCACCAAGUAGAAACCGGCCUGGUGCAGGAACAUCCGGUCAUCCGGUUUCCCGAACCACAACCAUACCACCACACCGCUAAUCCUCCCUAUCCUCACGAAGCACCCCACCAACCGGAUCAGGUAUACCUGCCAGAGAAGCCUUUCCUAACGUACGUGGCACCUUCAUCCUCCCUGGUGGCGUACGUUCCGGUACAGCGUGGAACCCAGGGACCUUGGGCCGUACCGAACGUCUUCAUCAAGGGGCAGGGAUACAGCACCAACAAAUACGUUGCCCCCGCCGUGAUGCAACAGUACCUCGCGCAAGAUCCACGGUGA